AUGCCCGCCCAAGCACCAACCACAGGCCGCCUAAUCUCGCACUUCGAAGAUCGCGAGACCCCCGACCACGGGAAAGCAUGGUCCGAUCUGUGGGACUCCGGGGAAAGUGACCUCUGGGACCGAGGUCUCCCUUCCCCGGCUCUGAUUGAUCUUAUUGAAGAGUAUGACACGACACUGUUCUAUCCUUUCCGCAAAACGGAAUCUGGGGAGAGGAACUGGAGGAAGAGUGUACUUGUGCCGGGCUGCGGCCGAGGCUACGACGUAAUCGCACUCUCGCUCCACGGCUUCGACGCCUACGGGCUCGAAAUAUCCGCCACGGCUAUAUCAGAGGCGCAGGCGCUCGCACAGACGGAACUCGCCUCGCCGUCUGCGGAGAAUUUCGGAGCGCGUAGGACUACGAGCACAACUGCACUACACGGCCAUGGUAAUGACGCCGAAGAUCUCUCCCUUUCCCCCGGAACGCCGAGAUUCCUUCAGGGCGAUUUCUUCGACUCGUCCUGGUCGGAUGCGCUAGGGGUUCAGUUUGAUGUUGUUUAUGAUUAUACCUUUCUGUGCGCACUGCAUCCGAGUCUGCGGGGACGCUGGGCGGAGCGGAUGAAGGGAUUGCUAAAGCCUGGUGGGCUGUUGGUCUGCUUGGAGUUUCCGAUGUAUAAGGAUCCUGGGCUGCCGGGGCCGCCCUGGGGAGUGAAUGGGGUGCAUUGGGAGCUUCUUGCUGGUGGGGAUUCAGGGACAGGGGCAUUUACUAGGAAGCUGUAUGUGCGGCCGGAGAGGACGUAUGAGGUUGGGAAGGGGACGGAUAUGAUUAGUGUUUAUGAACGGAAGCGCGAAAGCGAGGAUUUGUGA
Aspergillus calidoustus is the source of this 843-nucleotide messenger RNA. The record is from the annotation of a GenBank genome assembly. NCBI's taxonomy places the organism in Eukaryota, Fungi, Ascomycota, Eurotiomycetes, Eurotiales, Aspergillaceae.